Messenger RNA from Rotaria sp. Silwood1, 1437 nucleotides. The record is from the annotation of a GenBank genome assembly. NCBI's taxonomy places the organism in Eukaryota, Metazoa, Rotifera, Eurotatoria, Philodinida, Philodinidae.
AUGAUAUCUAUGUCCAACGGUUACAUUAAUCCAUUACUUGAUCCGAUAAUUGAUCAAUUUUGUUUACGAAUCUUACCUAAAAUUCAUCAUAAAAUCAAAUGGCUUGAUCUUGAAUCAUCUUCAAUGGAACGCAUUCUUCUUACUACAACUUAUCCUAAUUUAACUGGACUUGGUUUAUAUAAUAUUCACGAAGAAACAUUUACAAAUCUUUUUAUGGAUGAAGAUCAUUUCACUCGCACCUUCAAAAAUCAAAUUUUAUCACUUAUUAUUGAUAUUAAUACAAAUGGACAACACAAUGUAUCAGAAGAUGUGAUUUCAAUUAUAUUUACAUAUAUUUUUACUACAUUCACAAAUUUAGAAUAUUUAAAAUUUGGUUCAUCUUCAAUUAUUUGUCCACGAUUAUCAUUUUAUAUUCUAUCUCCAUUUAUUAUCUCAUCAAAUUUAUUAGAAUUACAUGUAGAUUUAGAAUAUUUUACUGAUUGUCUUUAUCUCUGUGAUGGACGUUUCAAUCAACUUCAUACACUUGAUGUUAAUAUUUUACGAAUUCAAUGUUCAAAUCUAAUCAUUAAUAAUGCGCAAAAACUACCUAAGUUAAAAUAUUUUUCACUUUUCUGUGGUAAUGAUACAUAUGCAUAUGAUGAAUUAAUUUUGCCAUUAUUACAUCGAAUGUCAAAUUUAGAAAAACUUUAUUUAUAUCUUCUUAUUUAUGGAAGAGAAUCAUUUAUUGAUAGUAAUGAAAUGAACUUAAAUAUUAUUAAUCAUAUGCCAUAUUUAAAUACAUUUACAUUUAAUAUUUAUUCAUUUAUUCAUUUUAAUUAUCAAAUUAAUUUAUUAUCAAAUGAAGAUAUUCAAAACUCUUUCAAAAAUUUUAAAUAUAAUGAAGUUAUAUCUUGUGUUGAUUAUUUUCCAAAAACAGAAAUAGGUCAAUGCCAUAUUUAUUCAUAUCCAUAUCAAUUAGAACAUUAUGAUACUAUAACAAAUAAUUUUCCAGGUGGAAUAUUUAAAUGUGUUCGUAGAAUACUAUUAUUUGAUGAACGACCAUUUGAAAAUGAAUUUUUUCUUCAAAUUUCUCGAUCAUUUCCAUUUUUACAAAAAUUAACUGUUGUCAAUCGAAAACGACAAAAUAAUAAAGCAUUUAGAACACAAAACAAUGCUAAUGAAAAUAUAUCAAUUAUUCGAUAUCCUCAUCUUACUGAACUUGAUCUUACUGCUGCUCACAUUGAUUAUGUUAAACAAUUUUUUUUUGAUACCAAAACAUGUUUACCCAAUAAUGUUUUUCUUAUUAUCGAUUAUCAACUCAUGAAAAAAACAACACGAAAUUUUAGAAGAAAUCUAACACGAAGUAAUUGUGCCAAACUUAAUUGUAUUUUAUUUUAUAGAAAAUUAACAUUUCCUGAACAUUUCCAAGACUAUUUUCCUCAUACAAAUAUAUUAUAA